Rhincodon typus (whale shark) is the source of this 2127-nucleotide messenger RNA. RefSeq lists its product as uncharacterized. The coding region runs from base 271 to 2127 and encodes 618 amino acids. Lineage: Eukaryota; Metazoa; Chordata; Chondrichthyes; Orectolobiformes; Rhincodontidae. Gene Ontology annotation, molecular function: protein binding. The record is from RefSeq and is a predicted model, not a curated record. The transcript has 19 exons.
CUAAUUCAUAAUCCAGAACCUCUGGGCUCUGGCGAUACGUGUUUGAAAACGGCGAUAGCAGAUGUGAAAUUUGAACUCAAUGCAAAUCUGGAAAUGAGAAGCUAGAGGUAUCAACAUUCCCCACGCUCAGGAAACUGAUGACCACGCCUGUGCGGAACCAAGCGUCGAAACUGAAAUAGUCCAGACUGCGACACGUAAUCUAACGCGGGGUUCUCAUUCUCGGAGCAUAUAUAAAAAAAUAAGGCGUCGCAAGAGGUUAAUACAGAGCUAAUGGCUGGUCAAGAUCAAAAAGAAGACUGUGUUAAGAUGGGUCCAGAGGCUGAAGAACAAGUAACUUGUUUAGAGGUGAAGAGUGACUAUGUUGAAGAACCAUCCAGAAAUAAUUCAUUAGACAUAAUCAAGAAGCUUGGCUUCUUCCAAUCAAUGAGUACGGAUGAAAAGAUUAAGCAAUUCCAAAUGUUUCUCACAACUGCCCUGAUAAACGAUCUGGUACGCCAGCUGAGUGAAGUGCAGUAUCUGUUUCUAUUACACUACUUUGUUAUGGCUCUUUGUUCUAGGGGCCAAGCACAGGAUCUAUCUGAAGCUGAAAAACAGAUUAUGGCAAUUAAGAAAAUGACAAAGGAGACCCCAGAAUGUCAAAGUUUUGUGUAUGUCGCGUAUCACACGUUUGGCUGUUUAUACUUCAAGCAAAAUAGAUUUGAAGAGGCUAUGAAAUGGUUUCAGAAUUCAAAGCAAGAAUUUCAGGAUAACCCUCCAACUAUAGAAUGGACUGAUGUGGUGCUAAAAGCAGAAGAGAUUGAACCAAAACAUUUUGUAAUCAAAAUAAAUGAAUAUAUUGAAAUGUGUAAACAUGCUCCUAAUCCUGUAGCCAUCUGCCAAGAUGCAAAUUGUUAUGGAUAUUACAAAAGGGAAAUCUAUCCAUCUGACCCGGAUUACAAGGGCUAUAUAGAAUUUUGCUGUGACUCUUAUUGCUUGAUAGCCUAUCAUCUUACUUGCUGGAAAAGGUUAAAGGAGACUCAGUAUCAUGGAAAAUCUAAUCAGGAUUUCUGUUCAAUGAAAUGUAUGAGCAGUGACUGUAAAGGUCUGAUCAUAAAAUGUGUAAUUCACCAAGCUUCAGGAAGUAUACAGACUGAGUUUGAGAUAAAAAUUUCAGACCUGUCACCACAAAUUUCAGCUAUAAAACAUGAACAAAAGGCUGUAGAUACCCUGGAAGGAUCAAAUCAAUGUAAUGAACAGAAUGAGUAUGAGAAAGGAAGGAAAGAAAAAGAACCAGCUCUAUCUCUGUCAACAGAUUGGGAUGUUUCAAGACUAGGGUCUCCCAUGGGAGACCCUAAUGUGAAUGGGAUUGGGGCUGGGAACCAGUUUGAUGAACAGAUAAACUUGGUGAAGAGUGGAACGAAACUGAGCAUGCUUCCAAAGAUUAAAAUUCCACCACCACCUCCACACCCUGAUGCAGUUAUGAAGCAUUUUCUGGAACAGCAUUUGCAAGCGAAAGCGAACAAUGUGCUGACAGGAUUCGGGCCAUCGAAGUCUUCGAGUGGAAGGCUGACAAGUGUCACAGGGCAGGCUGAAGCUUCGGCAGCUGCAUACGAACAGGUUCGAGGGACUAUCCCGAUAUCUGAACAAACCACAUCCCAGCAAUUUUUACCUGCUGCCAAAGGACCAGCAGGGCUAACGGCAACACCGGGAGGAACCCGUGGAAAGAACAGUUUUGAGAGAAUAAUGGAGAGGCUUUCAACAUCGUAUCCCCAUUUUACCAGGGGGUCAUUAACCGACUUCUUGAAAGAAGUAAGGCUGUCCAAUGGUGGAUCCCUUUCAGGAUUAUCCUAUGAUGAAAUUGUCAAUAAAGUAGCACAGUUGGUUGAAUCAAAACUCUCUGAGAGCAGCAACAGUGAUCAAAAUCAGCCCCCUAAUAAAUUUGCUUGGAGUUCAUCAAGGCAGCAGGAAUUUAACUCAUGGGAAGGAGCCAGGGCAAUGACCGAGGAACAAGACCCUUGUGUGAUCUGUCAUGAAGAACUUACUGUAGAGUCUAUGCUGGUUUUACCAUGUGCCCACAAGUUCCACUCCCAGGUAUAUUCACAUUUUGCCUUUAUUAACUUCAUUUUAUGCCUUACACAGAGCAAAUAA